Molecule: messenger RNA, 4758 nt
Organism: Loxodonta africana (African savanna elephant)
Lineage: Eukaryota; Metazoa; Chordata; Mammalia; Proboscidea; Elephantidae
Gene: PKNOX1
Product: PBX/knotted 1 homeobox 1
Exons: 11
Coding region: 183-1493 (436 amino acids)
Biological process (GO): angiogenesis; regulation of transcription by RNA polymerase II
Molecular function (GO): RNA polymerase II cis-regulatory region sequence-specific DNA binding
Source: RefSeq, a predicted model, not a curated record
UCCUCCCAUUGAGCGAGGCUGUGUCGCGUGGCCCAGCGUCGGCGUGACGGUUGGACGCGGGCGCGGCACUGCGGGUCCCGAUUGCUGCAGCCGCUUGUCAGUGUGAUGAAGAUUGGCACCCAGACCGCAUUUGCUUUUGACUCAAGAUGAUUUGAUGUCUUGUAAUAACACUCUCAUUAACCAUGAUGGCUACACAGACAUUAAGUAUAGACAGCUAUCAAGAUGGGCAACAAAUGCAAGUAAUAACAGAGUUAAAAACAGAGCAAGAUCCUAACUGCUCUGAGCCUGAUGCAGAAGGAGUGAGCCCGCCUCCCGUGGAAUCUCAGACGCCGAUGGACGCAGACAAGCAGGCCAUUUAUAGGCACCCCCUGUUCCCACUGUUAGCUUUGUUGUUUGAAAAAUGCGAGCAGUCUACCCAGGGCUCCGAAGGCACAACUUCGGCCAGUUUUGAUGUGGAUAUUGAAAACUUCGUAAGGAAGCAAGAGAAGGAAGGAAAACCGUUCUUUUGUGAAGAUCCGGAAACUGACAAUUUAAUGGUAAAAGCAAUCCAGGUUUUGCGUAUUCAUCUUCUCGAGCUGGAAAAGGUUAAUGAACUCUGCAAAGAUUUCUGCAGCCGAUACAUUGCUUGUCUAAAAACGAAAAUGAACAGUGAAACUCUGUUGAGUGGAGAACCCGGAAGUCCAUAUUCCCCUGUACAAUCCCAGCAGAUCCCGAGUGCCAUCACGGGUACGCUCAGCCCCCAGGGAAUCGUGGUGCCCGCGUCCGCCCUGCAGCAGGGAAACGUAACCAUGGCAACAGUGGCAGGUGGCACAGUUUACCAGCCUGUCACAGUGGUCACUCCACAAGGUCAAGUAGUGACACAGGCGCUGUCGCCAGGAACGGUUAGGAUCCAGAAUUCACAGCUCCAGCUGCAGUUAAACCAAGAUCUCAGCAUCUUGCAUCCAGACGACGGCUCGUCUAAGAAUAAGCGGGGUGUCCUGCCAAAGCACGCCACAAACGUGAUGCGGUCGUGGCUCUUCCAGCACAUCGGGCAUCCCUAUCCUACAGAGGAUGAGAAAAAACAGAUUGCUGCUCAGACCAAUUUGACACUACUCCAAGUUAACAACUGGUUCAUCAAUGCUAGACGACGGAUUCUUCAGCCAAUGUUGGAUUCCAGCUGUUCAGAAACUCCAAAAACAAAGAAAAAAACUGCUCAGAACAGACCAGUCCAGAGGUUCUGGCCUGACUCCAUUGCGUCAGGAGUUGCCCAGGCACCACCGAGUGAGCUCACCAUGUCAGAAGGAGCCGUUGUCACGAUCACCACGCCCGUGAACAUGAACGUGGACAGCCUGCAGUCCCUGUCCUCGGACGGGGCCACCCUGGCGGUGCAGCAGGUCAUGAUGGCGGGCCAGAGCGAGGACGAGUCUGUGGACAGCGCGGAGGACGAUGGGGGCGAGCUCAGCACCACUCACAUCAGUGGCCUGGUCUUGGAGAACAGCGACUCCCUGCAGUAGGGCCGGCGGGGGCGGGGGGGCACACGGCAGCCAGGACAAGGAGCAGACUUGCCUGACUUUUUAUAGUUUGCACAGCAAACGUUUUACACAAGUUUUAUUUCUAAUAUGUUUUAUAUGUAGAUAUAGAAGAGUGCACUUUUGUAUUUCAUAGUAAGCUUAAAGAGCGUCUUUGCUGGUUCAGCGACUUCUUUCAAACGUGUGUGUGUGAGUGCGGGUGCGUGUGUGUGUUUAAUUUUAAGAAAAUUCUUUAAAGGUUUAACGCUAGGAACGCGGUGAAUGAGACACCCCGGGCCCGUAGAUUAAGGAAGUGCCGCCACGUCCUAAGCUGCGCAGCCUGGCCCGGGCCGUGUGCUGACCUGUGUGCCCACCUGUGUGAAAGAAGCCCCUGCACCUGAACGGCCAGCGAGGUGGGUGGCGACCCAGCAACCAGCAGCGCCUGAGCGCGCAGUGAACGCGUGGUGGUCGGCCUAAGUUUAAUUUCUCUCGCAUUCACUGAGCCUGUUUCCUUUGGUAUAUAUGAAAAGAAACGCCUAUUUUUACCUUGCUGGAAUUAUUGGAUAAAAAAAGCUAUUUUUAUAAAUUCGCUUUGAAUUGGAUUAUGACUAUACUGAGGAUGAAAUUUCUAGAGAAGAAACAAUACACGUGUAGUACUUCAAUUUGGACCAAAUUUGAUGGACCUGCCUAAAGUUAGCUAGCAUUCCACGGUUCUCCGCUCUCCCUGGCAGUGACGUACAUUUACUGCCAGAAAAGAAACCGCUCUUCGGUGCAGUUGCGGUCUCUCCCAAUUUCGGUUUGUACGCAGCGCUCAGACUGCAUCUUUCACUUGAUGUAAUCACAUUUCUGAAGGUAUUUGCUAAUAGGACUGCAGGUAAGGUAAGUGAAAAUGGCAGCCAGUAAUCAGUUCAAAGCUCUUACCAUUCAUACGCUUUCAGUCUAAUUUAAAUCUGACCACAGUUAAUGGUCAUCUUUAACUGCGUGUGGUUUGAGAGUUUUUAAGUCAAUCAUACGUUACGCGUAGAAUGUUUAUAAUCAGUAACAGGAAAUGUCCUCUACUCAGAGCUGGUGUAAGUAACAAAUGUCCAAACUGUCACACAAUCACAGACACCCAGGAAGUGACAGGGAUGAAUUGAGCUGUGACAACGGGGUGACGAAGAUGCCCCUCUGCUGGACGGGGUGACGAAGAUGCCCCUCCACUGUGGGCUCACGCACACAUGCUGCUGGCCUUGAUGUCACUAUUUCCUUGCGUUUUUUGCUUUGGAAUUUCCAGGGUCCCCUGCUCUGACACGACCAUGCGGGAUUUGGAGUAAUCUCACAGCCAUGUUUUCCUGGUAACAAAACCAAAGGAAACCCGCUGCCGUCAAGUCGGUUUCACCUCCUACUGACCCUGUAGGACAGAGCUGAACUGCCCUACAGGGUUUCCAAGGCUGUCACCUUGACAGAAGCGGGCUGCUGCGUCUUUCUCCCGCGGAGUGGCUGGUGAGUUCGAACCACUGACCUCAUGGUCGGCGGCUGAGCACUUAACCACUGCUCCACCAGAGCAAGACAAAUCAAAAGAGUGCUGGGUUUUGUUUUCCUUGGCUUGCUUCUGUUUGUUUACUGGGGAGUGGAGCUUCUCUCUGCGAGAAAAUAAACAGGCCGCCUUGUUUCACAGAGAAUUUCCUUCUGGAAUCUUAAGUGGAAUGCCCCAACUUCAGUUUGUUUAUAAAUGAUGGUUUUAUGGUUGGAAGGUCAUGAGUUCUUGAGAUUCAGCAAUAGUAACUGACUAUUGGACCAAGUUUACAUGGAAGGAGUAUUUUGGGCUAGCGCAGAUUUUUUUCCGGAAAUGAUUUUUUUUUUCCCCAAAAGACAUAUUAAUUAAAAUUAGUCAUAGGACAUUACUUCUUAGAUAACUUAGAUGGGGCAAGAAAUACAUAGAAAGUUGUUUUUAAAAAUUUCAGGAGCUUUAACUACAAGAGAUACUUGGCUCUAACUCUUUGGGGGAAGAAUAACAUUUUUAACCAGCCAUUGCAUUCCUUAUUUAUAAUGUUUUUACUGUUUUAAGUCGGGCCUACACAAGUCUAAAAGGUGAUGUUUCAUUUUAACUUAAAUUCCACUUUGUUAGGCUUCUUAUAACUAGCAGCUGUGGGUGCCAGCCCGCCCUCCCUUCCUUCCUUGCUCCCUCUGUCCCCUUUUCACUGCCCUGCCCACUUGUUUGGAUGAGUGAAAACGUGACUGGACUGGCACCCAUGUACAGGCCACUCACCUCCCCCACCAGGAAUCAUGUUCGCAGACUGCUGUUCCCCAGGGCGCCCUGCGGCGCCGGCGGCAGUGAGGCCUGUGCUGUGUGCACGUUCUGGCCCCCUGCUGAAUGACAGGCGUGUGCUGGGGACAGCUGACGGCAGCCUCCUGGCGCCAUCAGUUCUUACUUGCUAAAUUCAGAGGACUAGGAGAAAGAUCAUGUAGAGAAGUCACGGUGGACGAAGCCCGAGGUUCCUGUAACCUCCCCCAGUGGAGAACUAGGUGCUUUAAGUAAGCUCUCCCUGGCAAGCCCUUUUUGAUUCACGAAACCAUUCCUGGCAUGCUUGCUGCCAGGCUUGCACCUUAAAGACGCUGAUUUUCCAGUCCUCAGACCGUCAAGAGAAUUUGUGAAAGUACAUUCCCAUUGGGCUCGCAUUUUUAAAUCGUCAAAUUAAAUCCCAGCUUUGUUCUUAUUAAAUUCUUUCCUUAUGAAGGAUCCUUUUGAAUGUGUCUUGAGACCCAUAUUAAGCAUGUUGCUAUUUUUUCUUCUGCUCAGUGGUGGAGCAGAUCACUAGACUGGCUAGACAAGCUCCAGCCAGUGGACUAACUCAGCUUUCGAUUUGUUGAUUCCAGAUAGUAAAAUCAAUUUAAAUAUUUAUCCAGUUGGCAAAGUAAAGUACGAAGCCAGCAGGCUCACAGAUUGCAAAGCAAUGUUGCUAAAACAUGAUACCUAAGGGUUGGGUGAAUAAUUUCCGUGUUGCCUGUUGAAUGAUCUGUUUCUUGUGCAUCAGAGCACUUUUCCCUUUGAAAUGAACUCCAAGGUCCCGGUAAGGUGAUCUACCCGAGCUGCGGAAGGCCGUCUCUGGCAGUUGGUGACGGCAGUAAUUCCACCAUCCUCCUUUGCUUUAGUUACAUUUGGUCAAUGAAACUGACAAUCUUUAAAAUGUGAAUACUGUAACAAUAUGUUUUUCUUGGAUUGUUGUCUUUAAAAGGGAUUUUUGUGAAGCAAUUGAUUUAUCAAAGCAAAAAAAAAAAAACAAAUUAAAAA